GGACGACACAUCAUGCUUUGGGGGAGGUGAAGAUAACUACAUUCCGCUACUUUCCAGCACGUCAGGAGCUAUAUCCACCAGCAGACCAAACGGCAUAGUACCUUCAGCAAAAAGUUCAACAUGUCGUGAAGCUGAACAUCGAGUACACGAGGAUCCAUCGAUAUGGAUGGACACUCAUCCGUUGCGGUACCAUCGCGAGUUCGAUCAUGAUCGAAAAGUGGGCUCGUUCAGUAGUGCCGGGAGCCGCGCGCAAUCACGAUGCCACAGCCACCGACAUCGAGCUAGAUCCGUGGGGGCAGCACAUGGCGCCGAACGGUUUCGCACACCGGGCGAGUAAGUCCCACGCCGCCGGACCGGCCCCACAAGCCCAGGCAAUUCGCAAUGCGGGCUGGCUGUUGCGUCUAACUAAUCGCACCUGGGUGGGGUGGGGACACGGCCACGCAAGCUAGGCGCAAUCCCCAAACGCUGCGCCCCCAAUCUCAAAACUAGCUACCAGAACCAGCGAAGCCACCACCACAGGCACACCCAUGGAGACCGCUCAUUGCCGCAUCGCAGGCAAGGGGCCGACUACACCUACGCCUCGCGGUGCUGCUGCAACGCCCACGCCGCUGCGAAGCUGCACGCGUGGCCAGCGCAACAGCUCCGGCGCCCUCGGCCCCGUUCGAGAAUGCUGCCCGUGUGUGGUGAGCGCGGGCGGCCGGCACAAGGUACAGAAAAAGGCAGGCGGGCGCUGCGCCCCUGUGUGUGGUCUGCCGCUGGCUGGAUGCGGCCGGCCUGGAAAGCCGCUGCGGUGGCAGCCCGAUUCAUGGCGCGGACUGCUCGUCGCGCGGGCAUGGGCCUGCGGGAUAAAGGGGGGGCGGCAAAAUGGCUGUGGUCCCGCCCCCUUCCGGCGAUGGAGGGCGGGCUCUGUGGCGCUGGCUGCACACAGCAACGGCUCUGUGGCCGCUGGCUGCAUACCAAAAAAUCGCACAGGCCGGCACACAGGCCAACGGCGCCGGCGCUUCGCAGAGGGUCGCGGUGUGUGCGCGGGGCUCUGCAGCGCGUGCGUGGACGCACAAUCAAAUUUCCGCGGCCGGCCGAGCCGGCGCUGGCAGCACAGGCUUCACCCUUCUUUCAAGAGAAACAGGGCCACUACGCUCCGGCUUGCUGAGGCCCGCUAGCGAUGCACCGCCCAACGGUUCCAGGCAUUUUAGAAACGCCCGCCAGUACUUGGGCUGCCGGACUGCGCCCUUCCGGGGCGGAAGGGCGCCAACGCUGCGAGCCGGGCUCACCUUUAUCCGCGUGUCUGGGGGCAAGACGCGCAACGCCUGUCUCACCACGCAAAAGCGGCGGCCUGUCAGCUACUGAAAGUGCGCCACUGGUGGCCGCGCGAUGAUACCAAAACCCACAAACAGAGCACCACCGUCGCGAUUCGUCGCCCUUUUUUGCUAUGUUUUUCGCUCAUGAUCGCAACAUUUUUUCGAUCAUGAGCGAAGUCGCGAUGGUACCGCAGCGGUAUUGUGUCCGUCCAUAAACAUGUCGUGAAGCUGAACAUCGAGUACACGAGGACGAGCGGUUUUCGGUGGUCCGGUACCACAGUCUGGCCGCGCGAGUCGCGGAUGCGCAAGCUGACCGCAGGAUCCAAGUUUUGGC
This is a messenger RNA of Amoebophrya sp. A120, 1632 nucleotides long. NCBI's taxonomy places the organism in Eukaryota, Dinophyceae, Syndiniales, Amoebophryaceae. The record is from the annotation of a GenBank genome assembly.